Messenger RNA from Osmia lignaria (orchard mason bee), 1526 nucleotides. RefSeq lists its product as uncharacterized. The record is from RefSeq and is a predicted model, not a curated record. NCBI's taxonomy places the organism in Eukaryota, Metazoa, Arthropoda, Insecta, Hymenoptera, Megachilidae.
AGUGAUUUUAUCGUUGUGUAUAUUUGUGUUUUUAUGAUGAAAACAGUUGCCUGUUAGAAUAUUUGACUUUAAACAAUUACAUAUUUAUCAUGUAGGUAUUUCAUUUUGAAAAUUAAUUCUAUUUGUACAAUAUGAAACAAAUUGCUACAACAGUCCAUGAAGGAAUUAAUAAAUAUUCAAAACGUGAAGGAACUGAUUCAAUAAUAUCAUUGUCAACAUCGUCGUCUACAUCAUCUUCAUUACCAUCAAGAGAAACACUUAAUAGAUCUAGCUUAGAUUUGAUUCUGACAAAUAGAGGUGUUCAAUUAUAUGGAACAUGGAGCAAAACCAAAUUACUCACAUUUCUUACAGAUAGACUUAAACAAUGUAUUCAUGUACACAGAAACUUUCCUUAUGAUGCUAUCAAUAAUGAACGAUUACAGAUGACUAUUUCCAGUGGUUUAUAUAGCACUUCUGUUUUAAAGAAAUUAGAAGAAAAUGGAAUGUCUAUGUAUAGCAUCCUGAAAGCAAUGAAACUUGGACUUAUUAGCCUGAACUGUUGUGAACUUAAUUGUUUUAAAGAUUUCAAUGUAGUAUCAUAUAUAUUGGAAUUCAAAGAAAUGUGGUCAAAGAAAUUUAACGAUGAAUUGAUUUUAAAUCUAAAACCUAUGGGUUUUACAGAAUCAGAAUGUUGGAAUAUUAUUGUACAUGGAAUAAUGUUUCAAAAUUUAAAUAUUCUUUAUCGUUUAACAUUAAGUGGUAUCGAUGUUCCUGGAAUUUUAAACUGGCAUUCUGUUAUUAAUUUGACAUCUCCAGAAAUAAUACAGUUUUUGAAACAUAUUGGAAUAGCAAAAGACAUUAUACAACUGGUAAAAAAGUAUGGAAUCACUGAAGAAACUGAACAAAUGUUAAUUGAUAUAGGAUUUGAUGAAAUGAAAGAACAGUUAUCAAAUAUGGAGGAGGUAGUAUGUGAUUAUAAAUUAACUGUUAUGGAAUCAAGUACUAGCAGUUUAGAAAAAUUACAAGACACUUGUAAAACGACUGAUUUGAAAAGUACUUCUAGUUCUACAGAUACAUCAAAUUAUUUUCAACAAUACGCUUGUCUAUGUCAUCUUCUAGCCGAAAAUAAAACAGUAGCUGAAUUAACUGCACAACGAAAUGAUUAUUUAAGACAAAAUAUCAUGGUUCCAUUAUCAUGGGCAAUGGCUAAAACUUUAGAAUUUAAACCAACAGAUCCAUUACAUUAUACCGCAUAUCAAUUAUUACGUUGGGCACAUAAUGUUAGCGAGACUGAGAAGAAUGCUCUUCAACAAUUAAUUGCAUUAGCUACCAUAGAAAUGGACCGGAAACUUACAGAAAAGAUACGUUUAGAAGAAGAAGAAGAAUUAAUUAGAAAUCUGAAUGAGAAAAAUACAAAAAAUACUGUUUGCAAAGAUUCUAAACAGUUUGAGAAAUAUGCAAGAAAGUCAUUAAAGAAAUAUGAAACUUGUGAAUUUCCUGAAAUGUGUAGUUCUUGUAAAAUCAACGUAUCAAACACCAGUGUUUAA